CCGACUUAGCAAUGAACGUUUCUGAUAAAGAACAGAACUUUUUCAUACGGUGCUGAAAGGAGCAAGUGACAAUGGCUCAGAUUCUUAACCUACGGUCUCCACUUCAAACCCUAAACGCUUCUUCCUUAAAAACAUCAUCACCAUCAUCCUGGUCACCAUGUUCAUCUCAAUUAAGAUUCUCAACAUCUUAUAGUCGAAAUCAAACCAAUAAAUGGACAUCCCUUCAACAAAAACUCAAUUACAGAAGCAGAUUUUCUUGUUUCUUCUCAUCAAACAAUCGCAAAGAGGACCAAGCUCGGAAAGCUUUAGAAGGUGCUCUUGGAGGAAAGAAGAUGGAGUUUGAGAAAUGGAACAAGGAAAUACAGAAAAGGGAGGAGAGCGGCGGUGGGGAUGAUGGCGGUGGUGGAGGUGGUUGGUUUGGAUUUGGUGGGUCAAAUGACGAUCAUUUCUGGCAGGAGGCGCAACAAGCUAGCCUUGCAAUUUUGGGUAUAAUUUUGAUGUAUCUUGUGAUAGCAAAGGGAGAAGUGAUGCUUGCUGUUGUAUUCAACCCAUUGCUUUAUGCUUUGAGGGGAACGCGAAAUGGAUUCACAUAUAUAACCUCACGUGUUUUGGGAAAGAUAUAUCGUGGCAGUUCUGUUGAUACUUCUGAUGAUGUGCCUAAGGAGAACGUCUAUACACAGUUGUCUGCUAAAGAAAGUGUGAUUGGGAAAUGGGGAAGUGACUGAGAUCUUUUCUCUCUGCUGCAAACAACACUUCUAUUCUAUAAAUUGAUGUAUUAGAAUAUAGUGUUAGAGUUCGAUAAAUAUUAGAGCAGAUUAAUUUUGGUAAUAUUUUAUAUUUUGCACGAACUUGGUAAAAACUCUUAUCAUAUGUUAUAUAAAGUUCAGUUUUCGGUGUUAUGAUGUACAAAUUGAUUUGGCUUCUAUUUUUCUAGUCGAACUCAACUAACA
Molecule: messenger RNA, 950 nt
Organism: Papaver somniferum (opium poppy)
Lineage: Eukaryota; Viridiplantae; Streptophyta; Magnoliopsida; Ranunculales; Papaveraceae
Exons: 3
Coding region: 72-725 (217 amino acids)
Source: RefSeq, a predicted model, not a curated record